This is a messenger RNA of Fraxinus pennsylvanica, 2145 nucleotides long. NCBI's taxonomy places the organism in Eukaryota, Viridiplantae, Streptophyta, Magnoliopsida, Lamiales, Oleaceae. The record is from the annotation of a GenBank genome assembly.
AUGAUCAGGAGCAACUCUUCAAAAUACAGUGUAUCACCGAGUUUCAAUUCCACUUUGAAAACCGCCCAUAAUCAGUAUCUAAGUUUUCGCCAAUGCAAGUCUUUUCUACGCCACACAUGCAUUGCCUUUUCAUCAUCUUCUUCUUCCAGUGCAGAAAGGCCGAAAUGGGACUCCAAGAUUCAGUUUUGUAAUAAAAAUCACAGCAAAAACAUAGCCCAGAACAAGAAUAAUGAAGAAGAGACAGAAGAAAAAGUGGGAGAAGAAGUGGUGAUUUUAGGAGACAGAAAGGUUCGCUGUGCUGUGGAAGUGGCUUCAUGGAGAGAACGCAGAAUAAAGGGUGAAAUAUCAGUUAAUGCAGAUGUUGAGUCCGUCUGGAAUGCUCUUACUGACUAUGAAAGGCUUGCUGAUUUCAUUCCUAAUCUUGUUAGCAGUGGUAGAAUUCCUUGCCCGCAUCCUGGCCGGAUAUGGUUGGAACAGAGAGGCUUGCAAAGGGCACUGUACUGGCAUAUAGAAGCUCGUGUUGUGUUGGAUCUUCAAGAAUUUGCUAACUCUGAAAAUGAUCGGGAACUCCGCUUUUCUAUGGUUGAUGGAGAUUUCAAGAAGUUUGAGGGCAAAUGGUCUGUUAAAUCUGGCAAAGGGUUUUCACCUACUACUUUGAGCUAUGAAGUUAACGUCAUCCCAAGGUUCAACUUCCCUGCUAUAUUUCUUGAGAGGAUUAUCAGAUCAGAUCUUCCCGUGAAUCUUCAAGCAUUGGCCUGCAGAUCCGAAAGUGAUUUUGAGGGGAACCAGAAUAUAUUAAUAUCUCAAGGGUCCUUAAGUUCAUUAUCCCUAGAUUCUCUUCCUCUUCAAAGUGUAGAAAUUAAUGGAAUUACUCCACUUAAUAAACAUUCCACUGGAGAGAUUGAGGAAAAAGUUGUCAAAGCUAGUUUUGGUCCAUUGUCCCCUUCUACGAGAGAGUUGAAUAGUAACUGGGGAAUAUUUGGAAAAUCCUGUCAACUCGACAGAUCAUGCCUGGUGGACGAAGUUCAUCUCCGCAGAUUUGAUGGCUUAUUGGAAGAUGGAGGUGUUCAUCGCUGCGUUGUUGCCAGUAUAACAGUAAAAGCUCCUGUUCGUGAAGUGUGGAAUACUUUGACUGCUUACGAGAGUCUUCCCGAGAUAGUUCCAAAUUUAGCUAUCAGCAAGGUUCUAUCCCGAGAAAACAACAAAGUUCGCAUUCUUCAGGAAGGAUGCAAGGGCCUACUGUAUAUGGUUCUCCAUGCACGUGUUGUCCUAGAUUUGUGUGAAUGUCUUGAACAAGAGAUUAGCUUUGAGCAGGUUGAGGGAGACUUCGAUUCAUUUCGAGGGAGAUGGAGCCUGGAGAAAUUAGGGAGUCACCAUACACUUUUAAAGUACUCUGUGGAGUCAAAAAUGCACAAGAACUCAUUUCUUUCUGAAGCUAUUAUGGAAGAGGUCAUAUACGAAGAUCUCCCUUCAAACUUAUGUGCUAUUCGAGAUCAUGUCGAGAAAAGGGAAAUAAAAAAUUCUAGGGAGACAUUCAAACACGAUGCUAAUGCAGAGGAACAAAUAGCUUCAUCAAGCACCGGCUGUUCCUAUAAUUUGAGUAAGCCAGCAGAUCAUUCUGAUAGCAGCAGUUCAAAUUCAUCUAGCCAAAGACCCAAGGUUCCAGGCUUGCAGAGGGACAUUGAAGUUCUUAAAUCAGAACUUCUGAAUUUCAUUUCCAAACAUGGACAGGAAGGAUUUAUGCCAAUGAGAAAGCAACUUCGUAAGCAUGGGAGGGUAGACAUUGAGAAGGCAAUUACACGCAUGGGCGGAUUUAGAAGAAUUGCAACAUUGAUGAAUCUUUCCCUCGCUUACAAACAUCGUAAACCGAAAGGUUACUGGGACAACCUUGAAAACUUGCAAGAAGAGAUAAGUCGGUUUCAGAGGAACUGGGGCAUGGAUCCAUCAUUCAUGCCCAGCAGAAAAUCUUUCGAGCGUGCAGGUCGUUACGACAUUGCGCGUGCAUUGGAGAAAUGGGGAGGCCUUCAUGAAGUAUCUCGUCUUUUGUCGCUUAAGGAGAAGACGCCAUCUAAAACCUAUGUUUCUCAAGAUACAGAGAAGUGGCUCAUGAAAUUAAAAGAAUUUGACAUAAAUUGGAUUGAGUAA